Messenger RNA from Penicillium alfredii, 408 nucleotides. RefSeq names its product cupin domain-containing protein. The coding region runs from base 1 to 408 and encodes 135 amino acids. Lineage: Eukaryota; Fungi; Ascomycota; Eurotiomycetes; Eurotiales; Aspergillaceae. The transcript has a single exon. The record is from RefSeq and is a predicted model, not a curated record.
AUGCCGAAAUCUCUCAUCAUCCCGAAUGGCUUCAGAUCGGACGUCAAGUGUUUGAAGCCCACUGAAACGUUUAGCGGCGACGUUUUUUUGGAUCCGAUCCAUAUCGAUCAAGAUGCAGGCAUUGCCAAUGUCACAUUUACACCUUGCGCCCGAACACAUUGGCACACCCAUGAAAAGGGACAAAUGAUCAAAGUUGUCGCUGGUAGCGGCUGGGUCUGCGAUAAGGGCGGCAUUCCGCAGCGUCUAAAGACCGGAGAUGUUGUUUGGGCUCCGGCUGGAACUACUCACUGGCAUGGAGCAGAUGAUGGGAGCAUUAUGACCCACUUCGUCAUUGGGAUUGGGAGCACUGUAUGGCACGAAGCCGUGACUGAUGAGGAAUAUGGCCAAAAAGAUAAGCAUUGUGAAUAA